CUUCCGCUAAAAGCGCCAUAGCUAUUCGCAGUAAACUUCAGAUCACCGCUGUUCUGGUCAAGAAGGCCAAAUAGCGAAAGCAUCAUGUUGCGACUGCCGACUGUUGGCCGGGCUUUAGCCGGAGCUGCCAAGGGCAGUCUGGCUCCCUCCACCACUGUGCAUACCUCCAUGCGUGCUGCUAGCAACAUGGUGGAAGUAUUUGUAGAUGGGAAACCGGUGGAGGUGGAGCCUGGAACCACUGUCCUACAGGCUUGUGAGAAGGCAGGAAUCCAAAUCCCCAGGUUCUGUUACCACGAGCGCCUCUCUGUGGCAGGAAACUGCCGCAUGUGUUUGGUUGAAAUUGAGAAAGCACCAAAGCCGGUCGCGGCUUGUGCCAUGCCCGUCAUGAAGGGUUGGAACAUCCUCACAAACUCGGAGAAAACACGCAAAGCAAGAGAGGGGGUGAUGGAGUUCCUGCUGGCCAACCAUCCUCUGGACUGCCCCAUCUGUGAUCAGGGAGGAGAGUGUGACCUGCAGGAUCAGUCCAUGCAGUUUGGCUCUGACCGCAGUCGUUUCACAGAAGGGAAGAGAGCAGUGGAGGACAAAAACAUUGGGCCUCUUAUUAAAACCAUCAUGACCCGCUGCAUCCAAUGCACACGAUGCGUCCGUUUUGCCAGUGAGAUUGCUGGUGUUGAAGAUCUGGGAACAACAGGAAGAGGAAACAACCUGCAGAUUGGGACCUAUGUAGAGAAAAUGUUCAUGUCUGAGCUGUCGGGCAACGUUAUCGACGUGUGUCCUGUCGGAGCACUCACCUCCAAGCCGUACGCUUUCACUGCACGUCCGUGGGAGACCAGGAAAACAGAGUCAAUUGAUGUGCUGGAUGCUGUGGGCAGUAACAUUGUGGUGAGCACAAGAGGAGGGGAGGUGAUGAGAGUCAUGCCCAGGCUGAAUGAAGACGUCAAUGAAGAAUGGAUCUCUGACAAGACCAGGUUUUCAUAUGAUGGUCUCAAGAGACAGAGGUUGACCCAGCCAAUGGUGAAGGAUGAUUCAGGUCAGCUGACCCCCACCACAUGGGAGGACGCUCUUACUCGCAUCGCAGGAGCACUGCAGAGUGUGCAGGGCAGUGAGGUUGCAGCCAUAGCAGGAGGGCUGGCCGAAGCUGAAGCUCUGAUUUCCCUCAAAGACCUUCUCAACAGACUUGACUCUGAAAACCUCUGCACUGAGGAGGUUUUUCCUAUGGCAGGUGCAGGCACUGACCUCCGCUCCAACUACCUGUUGAACUCCCGCAUCGCUGGCAUUGAGGAAUGUGACCUGCUGCUGCUCAUAGGAACCAACCCACGCUACGAGGCCCCAAUGUUCAACGCCCGAGUCAGAAAGAGCUGGCUUCAUAAUGAGCUGCGUGUAGCGAUGGUCGGUCACAACGUCGACCUGAGCUACACAUAUGACCACCUGGGAGAGGACACUUCAGUACUGAAGGAGCUGGCUAACGGCACACACCCCUUCUGUCAGGUCCUUUCAGCUGCCAAGCGGCCAGUCGUGGUCGUGGGCAGCGGCGCCCUGCAGAGAGACGAUGGAGCCGCCAUUUUGAGUGUCGUCUCCACCAUUGCUCAGAAUGCCAGAACCAGCAGUGGAGUGGAGGAGGGAUGGAAAGUCCUCAAUGUCCUACACAGAGUGGCGAGUCAAGUGGCUGCAUUGGAUCUGGGCUACAAAGCUGGUGUAGACGCCAUCAGGAAGAAUCCACCCAAAGUUCUGUUCCUGCUGGGAGCUGACGCCGGCUGCAUCACCAGAGCUGACCUCCCCAAAGACAGCCUCAUCAUUUACCAGGGUCACCAUGGUGAUGUAGGAGCACCGAUGGCAGACAUCAUCCUACCAGGCGCUGCAUACACAGAGAAAAAUGCCACUUACGUGAACACUGAAGGAAGGAGCCAGCACACCCGGGUGGCUGUCACUCCUCCUGGAGCAGCCAGAGAGGACUGGAAGAUCAUCAGAGCUGUGUCUGAACUGGCUGGUGUGACUCUCCCCUACGACUCUCUGGACGAGGUGCGGUCCAGACUGGCAGAGGUUUCUCCUCAUCUGGUCCGUUAUGACGACGUGGAGGAGGCAAACUACUUCAAACAAGCAAAUGAACUUGCCAUGGCAGUGAACCAGGACCUAAUAGCAGCCCCUCUCAUCCCACCUCAGCUUACAGUUAAAGACUUCUACAUGACAGACUCGAUCAGCAGGGCAUCACAGACGAUGGCCAAAUGUGUCAAAGCCGUCACAGAAGGAGCCGCUGCAGUCGACGAGCCAUCAGUUUGCUGAACACCCACUUCCUCGCAUACAAACGACAACAAAACUCUUAUCGCUGAAAAAAAAAAACAGCUGAAAGCUGAAACAGCUUAGUGUUGUUCCCUUAAAUUAAAGUUCUUGUCCUUGAUGCUUGUUGUAUACACUUAAAUCGUUUUCAGUUUUGUAGAAGAAAUAAAACUGGGAAUCGUAUAUAAAAUAUAAAUAAAAUCUUACUGAUGUCUGUA
Molecule: messenger RNA, 2492 nt
Organism: Solea senegalensis (Senegalese sole)
Lineage: Eukaryota; Metazoa; Chordata; Actinopteri; Pleuronectiformes; Soleidae
Gene: ndufs1
Product: NADH:ubiquinone oxidoreductase core subunit S1
Exons: 19
Coding region: 85-2280 (731 amino acids)
Biological process (GO): ATP synthesis coupled electron transport
Cellular component (GO): membrane
Molecular function (GO): NADH dehydrogenase (ubiquinone) activity; iron-sulfur cluster binding
Source: RefSeq, a predicted model, not a curated record